AAGUGAAAACUCUGUUUGCAGCCAAAUGCACAGUUGAAUUCAUCCUUUAUCCUGCUCCAUUACUUAGUUAUGGUACAUGUUAUCACUUCUUUACGCCUAGAAACUAACAUGGGACCACUGUCAAACAGUACGGUGCUGAGAGUGAGAAUUAAACGUGUUGAAACCCCCCAAGGACCUCAAGUUUGACCUCCAGUGGCUGCAGCACGUCAUCCCAUCAUGCUGGUGACGGCGUACUUUGCCAUCAUCUUCCUGAUUGUCCUCUGUGUUGGCCUCGAGCUCACAGCACGUCGCCUCACGCCACCUCAGUCUGCUCCCACUGCUGUAGCCAACCCAGCUUUCCGAAGCUUUCAGAGUAUAUUCCUCAGGGCAUACCUGCUGGCUCUGUGGGCAGACUGGCUCCAGGGCCCUUACCUCUAUAAACUCUACCGCCACUACAGCUUCCUGGAAUCACAAAUAGCCAUCUUAUAUGUGUGCGGCCUGGCCUCCUGUGUUCUGUUUGCUCCUUUUUCAGGGUGGCUCCCUCAAGCCUUGGGCCGCAGACGGACAUGCCUCCUCUUCUGCCUUUCCUACUCUGCUUGUUGCCUCACUAAGCUCUCCAGAGACUACUUUGUUUUGAUUGUUGGUCGGAUUCUGGGAGGUCUGUCAACAUCAUUGCUCUCCACAACAUUUGAAGCCUGGUAUGUACAUUGCCAUGUGGAAGUCCACGAUUUUCCCAAGGAGUGGAUCCCUAGCACAUUCAACAAAGCUGCAACCUGGAAUCAUGGGCUCGCUGUGGGAGCAGGGCUGGUGGCUAACUUGCUGGCAGAGUGGCUGCACCUGGGGCCAGUGGCCCCCUUUCUCUUGGCUGUCCCCUGCUUAGCAUGUUGUGGCUGGGUGGUGUUAACAGACUGGGGGAAAGAGGAGGCAGAAGGGACUGCUGAAGGUGAUAAACAAACAUUGCUCAUUGGCACUUCAAAUGGAGGUGUGCCUCGCUUGUCUGCAAGGGCCCGCUUCUCUCGCAGCUGCCAUGAUGGGCUACGUUGUCUGCUUUCAAACAAGAGAGUCAUGCUCUUGGGUGGAGUGCAGGCUCUGUUUGAAAGUGUCCUCUAUAUUUUUGUUUUCCUUUGGACCCCAGUACUAGACCCUCACGGACCACCUUUGGGAAUAGUGUUUUCUUGCCUGAUGGCUGCCAGCAUGGCCGGCUCCUUGCUGUACCGUCUAGCCACCUCCACACGCUACCGUCUUCAGCCUGGCCAUGUUCUCUGUCUGGCUGUUCUUAUGGCUUUCUUCUCCUUCUUCAUGCUGACCUUCUCCACCGCCCCAGGCCAGCCAAGACCUCAUGAAUCCUUUCUGGCCUUCCUCCUGCUGGAGCUUGCCUGUGGCCUCUACUUCCCUGCUGUCAGCUUUCUUCAGAGCAGGGUGAUUCCAGAAGAGAAGCGGGCUGGUGUACUGGCCUGGUUCCGGUUGCCUCUACACCUGCUGGCCUGCCUGGGGCUUUUAGCACUGCAUGGGGAGAUUUCAGGAACAGGUGGCGGGGAGGGUGGCAGUGGCACUAGACACAUGUUUGGAGGCUGUGCAGUAAUGAUGUUGGCUGCUUUGAUGGCUGCAGUCAGUCUGUUCACACUGGGUAGAAACGACACAGACCUGAGACUAGAGGGAACAAGAGGGGAGGGAGAGAUGUUCUAAGGAAAUCUAUCAUACAUCACUUCAUGCUUUACUGAUUUCAAAUGUCUUGUGCCAGCGUUAUGUGUCCAAAAGUAGAACCUUAAUAUGCUUUGCACAAAAAUUCAAAAGUCUCCUUUUGGUAAAUGAAGUUAAAAGGAGUGUUUUAGUAGGUUACAUUUCACUUGAAAUUAUUCAAAUGAAAUUAUAUGUUUGCCUUUUCUGUUUUUUUUUUUUUUUCCUUGGGAGGUUCUUUUUUUUUUCUUUCAAACAAAUAAUUUCUUUGUUGGAAGCUUAGGGUACAUGCUCAUAUGAACCUUCAUCUGUCAAGCAAAACGCUGGAAGCUUUUUCAGCCAUAUUCAAAACUCCUUUAUGAUUCCAUCGACCUAUGAAGAAAUACGGUGAUGAGUUUGCCAACAUAUAUUACAUUUUAUCCGAGUGUUAUCAUGGGAUGAGUAAUGCAUUUGUUUCGUGGUAUUUUUACAAACACAUGAAGAGAUAUGACUAAACAGAGAGCUCAACAAACAUCCAAAGAAAAAAGUCACAAAUAACAUGUACAGUAGACCAUUUCUGUGAAUGUUACUUCUUACAAUACUUCUGUUCUUUUUGCUCCUGUUUAUUUUUCUUCAACAUCCUUGUAUUAAAUUUAAAUGAAACGAGCCAUCAAUAGGUCACUUUCACCUUGUUUUUCUACAGGGCAUUUUUCUUAGAUGGUCUUAAUAUUUAUCUGUUCUUUUACACUUUUAAAUAAAAGAGUUUAUGU
Molecule: messenger RNA, 2405 nt
Organism: Cheilinus undulatus (humphead wrasse)
Lineage: Eukaryota; Metazoa; Chordata; Actinopteri; Labriformes; Labridae
Gene: slc61a1
Product: major facilitator superfamily domain containing 5
Exons: 2
Coding region: 217-1665 (482 amino acids)
Biological process (GO): molybdate ion transport
Cellular component (GO): membrane
Molecular function (GO): molybdate ion transmembrane transporter activity
Source: RefSeq, a predicted model, not a curated record